This is a messenger RNA of Suricata suricatta (meerkat), 1044 nucleotides long. Its product is annotated as DLA class II histocompatibility antigen, DR-1 beta chain-like. Lineage: Eukaryota; Metazoa; Chordata; Mammalia; Carnivora; Herpestidae. The coding region runs from base 56 to 712 and encodes 218 amino acids. Gene Ontology annotation, molecular function: MHC class II protein complex binding. The transcript is spliced from 6 exons. Gene Ontology annotation, biological process: peptide antigen assembly with MHC class II protein complex; immunoglobulin production involved in immunoglobulin-mediated immune response; positive regulation of T cell activation. Gene Ontology annotation, cellular component: lysosomal membrane; late endosome membrane; MHC class II protein complex. The record is from RefSeq and is a predicted model, not a curated record.
UGGCUAAAGGAGGGUCUUAGUUCUCACUGACUGACAUUGCCUGUUCCUCUGCCCUAUGUCCUCUCUGUUCUCCAGCAUGGUGUGUCUGUGUGUCCUUGGAGGCACCUGGAUGACAACUCUGAUGUUGACAUUGAUGCUGCUGGGCCCUCCCCUGGCUUCGGGAAGGGACACCGCAGGUAAGUACACUCCUUGGGUGGUGAGCUACUGUGGAGUGGGGGGAAGAAAGAAGUUUUGCCCCUGUUGUGUGUAUUCUGACCUUCUGGAGAUGAUUGUGGAGCCACUGGAGCCCACCGUGACCGUGUACCCCGCGAAGACCCAGCCCCUGCAGCACCACAACCUCCUGGUCUGCUCUGUGACUGGCUUCUAUCCGGGCCACAUCGAGGUCAAGUGGUUCCGGAACGGCCAGCAGGAGGAGGCUGGGGUUGUGUCCACAGGCCUGAUCCGUAACGGAGACUGGACCUUCCAGACCCUGGUGAUGCUGGAGACGGUUCCUCAGAGUGGAGAGGUCUACACCUGCCACGUGGAGCAUCCGAGUCGCACGAGCCCUGUCACCGUGGAGUGGCGGGCUCAGUCAGACUCUGCACAGAGCAAGAUGCUGAGUGGAAUCGGGGGCUUUGUCCUGGGUCUGCUCUUCCUGGCAGUGGGGCUGUUCAUCUACUUCCGGAAUCAGAAAGGCCACUCUGGACUUCAGCCAACAGGACUCCUGAGCUGAGGGGGAGAUGCUGACACUCCAGGAAGAACCUUCUUUUCAAGCUUCUUUGCAUAGUGAAAAAGUUUCCUGCUUGGCCAUUGCUCUUCCACAAACACAGUGCUUUCUCAGGACCUGGUUUGUCCUGGGCUCAGUGACCCUGCAGAAUCCAUGCUCCCUGCAGGCUCCCUCCACCCCAUCCUUGACCUGGAAGCCCCAGUACUGACUGCAGUGCCUUGUCUUCAUUCUUCCCGGCCCCUGUGAACGCUGCCCUCACAGCCUCCCCUGCAUCAGAACUCACCUUCUGCUCAUGUGUCUUUAUAAGCUUUUCUCAAAUAAACAUGGAGUGACAAUCA